This is a messenger RNA of Odontomachus brunneus, 7588 nucleotides long. It is a transcript of the gene Larp4B, whose product is annotated as la-related protein Larp4B-like. The transcript has 10 exons. Gene Ontology annotation, cellular component: cytosol; cytoplasmic stress granule. Gene Ontology annotation, biological process: positive regulation of translation. The record is from RefSeq and is a predicted model, not a curated record. The coding region runs from base 762 to 3314 and encodes 850 amino acids. NCBI's taxonomy places the organism in Eukaryota, Metazoa, Arthropoda, Insecta, Hymenoptera, Formicidae. Gene Ontology annotation, molecular function: mRNA 3'-UTR binding.
GCGUGCGCCGCGGCGCGCCAGCCGAUCGUCGUCGUCCUCGUCGUCGUCGUGUCGCCGCGCCGCUCUCGCCCGGCUGGAGGAGAGCGGCUCGCCGUGGUGGUCGCUGCUGUCGUGUCCCGACCGCGCGCUAUAUUUGGCCGAUAACGUGCCGCGCGCGCUCCAACAUAUUGCGCGUCCUGCCGUGCGAGAAUCCUCGCUUGGCGCACCGCGAGCCUCGCCGAGCGGGCCCCGUGGUGGCACGCAGUCCGCAGCUCCGUCGCCGAGAACCGUCGCGGGUGUUUCAGCGUGUGCGCGAGCCAACGUCGUCACGUCGGCCGUGAGCGCCGAUCCGUGCGUCGUCCUCGCGACCGAACGCCGUCGACGUUGCGUCUGUCGGGAUCGCGCCUGCCUGUUCUCACCAAGUGCCGCGUAACCUGAUCAAAUAUCACACGCGCGCGCGCGGGCCCGACGACGACGACCCCGCCGGUCGCCUUAUCAUCAAACGUUAUUGUCAUUGUCAUUGUGGUGUUUCGCGAGAGUCAGCCGACGUUGCACCUGAGGCACCGCAAGUGUAACGUCGCUGCUGGUGCCGAUACAUCGUAUCGUGUAUCGUGAUCAGACAGGGUGUCGUGUCCCAGUCGUCGUUGUUCCACGAGUUGGGCAUUCUGUAGGAUGACUGGUGUUUAUUCAGCGAGCAGACUGUGAAAUAGUUGCGAUAUCCUGUACAUUUAUUCGACACAAUUGAGUUCACGACAUUACAACGACCACCUGGAUACGUGUACAUGAAUGGGGACAUUGGUAAGCUCCCACCAGGGGCGGUCUACCCAGCCACCCCUGAGCCUCUGGGUCCGGUUGCAGGCGCGAUCGGCGGUGGAGUGUCUAGUUUAGAGUACGGAGUCAUGAACGGUGCGCCCAGCGGAAGUGAGUUGAUUCUCGAUGCAGGUGUUGGCAGCCUGGAGGCAACGUCGCAACACGCCAUAAGCAUUGGCGGUGCUGUCGGAUACGGUCCAGUGGAUGUUGCUGCUCUGGGUGAUGCGUCCGCUUCAGCCGCAUCAAUGGCCGAUUUAUCUGUCCCUGGCAUACCCCUGGAACAACUCAAACAGAUGCUCUCUUCGCAACUCGAGUAUUAUUUCUCCAGGGAGAACUUAGCCAACGAUACAUAUUUGUUGUCACAAAUGGAUAACGAUCAAUAUGUGCCGAUAUGGACAGUAGCGAAUUUUAACCAAGUAAAGAAGUUGACGAAAGAUAUUAAGCUUAUAACCGAAGUGCUGAGGGAGUCUCCUAAUGUGCAAGUGGACGAGGAGGGACAGAAAGUAAGGCCCAAUCACAAACGAUGUAUUGUGAUACUUCGCGAGAUUCCGGAUAACACUCCUCUGGAAGAUGUGAAGAAUUUAUUUUCGGGGGAGGGGUGUCCAAGGUUUAUUUCGUGUGAGUUUGCUCACAAUAGUUCGUGGUACGUGACGUUUGAAUCCGACGAGGAUGCUCAAAAGGCCUACCGAUUUUUACGCGAAGAGGUUCGAGAAUUUCAGGGAAAGCCGAUAAUGGCAAGAAUCAAAGCUAAGCCAAUGAAUAGGCUACCGAUACCAGCAGUGGCUGGUGUAGGUGGUAUAAAAAAUGGCUACAGAACUCCACCUCCUCCUCCCGUCUACGAUCCGAGCAGUUACUCGACUGGACAGCAACGUUUCCUUUAUACCAAUGGCACGGCCAUGCCGCAAAAUAUGCAGGCGUACGCGAACCAAGUCCACGUUUACCAUCAACCUUUCUAUCACGCUAGUAUGAUGCCUUGGGGACCAACCAGUCCCGCAUACUUCGAUAUGUCCGGUGUUUUUAUGAAUGGAAUUACACCACACAACACUUUCAAACCUCACAACACAAGAUAUAAUCCACGACAUAGAAACAAACAGAGAAAUGGUUCCGACCGAGGCUGCUUAAUAGACCCUGCCAAUCUCAACAACAACAACAACCAUCACCACCAUCACCACCAUCAUCACCACCACCACCAUCAACAACAGACGUCCAUGCCGCCAAUGAACACCCGCAGUUCUCAUCCACCUCUGACCGGUAAUAGCGGCGGUGGCAGCGGUAUGCCCCUGAGCUCCUCCACGUCUACCUACGCUCCGAGCCUGCCGCCCUCAAAGCCGCUAUCUUCUGUUCCCUCCUCUUCGACCUCUUCCUAUCAGCCUGGCAUAAAGUUCCACUCCUCAUCUGUCUCAAGCGUGGAGCACGCGAAGGGACCUUCCUCCUCCUCCUCGUCCUCUUUGUCCUCCGCGCAGGACCAGGACACAAUUGCAGAGCCGUCGAUACCAUCGAUGCCGUCGUUUCCUCGCCAUCGUAUCCACCGCAGGACCAAAGAUCAGGAUGCGAAGGUAACCGCUGGGAACAAUUCGCUGCCGGCGAUCAAGGAAUCACUGCCGAUGGGCAGCGGCGGCGGCAGCAGCAGUGGCAGCAACAGCGGCAGCGGUAGUGGCGGUUGUGGUGGUGGUGGCGGUAGCCGUAGCAGCGGAGUCCAGUUCGAUUUGGAGGCAGCUGCAUUUCCACCCCUACCUGGCCUCGACGCCGACCUCGGCAAGGCGUCACUUGACGUCGGCAGUGCCGGCGGCAUUGAAUCGUCGCAGAAUCGAUUGUCCGACGUUGUUAAGGGUACGGCCAAGCUCAAAGCCGCUGUCAAAGAUAAGGAUAGCAACCAACAACAACAGCAGCAGCAGCAGCAACAACCGCCGUCUGCGCCAGCGGCGAACGCUGUCAGCAGGUCUGCUAGUCCUGGAGCUGUUAUGGGUGCCGUCGAGGCGCAAGGAAACGCUCUGGGCAAUUCUACAGCUCCUGCGAGCGCGCUUGUCCUUAACCCUGCGCCGGCCAACAAUGAGAAUACGGCUGACGUCGCGCUCAGCACCGUCACGCUCACUCCCCCGUCAUCUCCUGAUAAAUCGAUAAAGACUGACGACUCGAACAUGGUGAACGGUGUGGACGACGCUGUAGAUGCGAACGCGCACAUGCCGGCAGUGGUGACGUCGACGAUGGCAACGACAACGGCGGCUACGACGACGGCAGCAGCGGUGGCGGCAGCGGCAGCAGCAGCAGCAGCAGCAGCAGCGGCGGCGGCGGCGGCGGCAGUGGCCGUGACAGACGAAGCCGAGCCGGUGACCAGGUGCGAUUGUAACAACGUCGUCGUCGUCGUUCCUUCUCCUACUGCCUCACUCAACUCCCAAUCGCAAACUGGAGUGGCCUCUACCUUCCCUAUAGAUCUUACAAGGCCGAGUUAUGCCCAAGUAGCGCAACAUUGCCGCGAGCUACCUUGUACAAAACACAAAACGGACGAGAGGGACAGAAACGUUUAAAAGCGACAUGUGACGACGGAAGACGCGCGGCGGAUUCGGCUUUAGAUAUCGCGAAGCAAGACGCCUCUGCGGACGUUACCACGCGACGACAGGGUAACAACGAUAUUCAGCCGUUGUGCUACUACGUCAUCGUCAUCUCCUCGAGGUCGGAUCACGGAUGAUAUCGAAGCCCGGAGCUCGCCGCUGCUUACACUACCAUCCUCUUCAUCUUCACCCCGGCACUCCUCUCGGAAAAGCCGUCACGCGCUGUGGGCGCGGAAAAAGAACUUUUUACAUUGUACAGUGACGUCUCGCCUACGAUCAACGAUCGAUCGAUCGACGGAUCGAUUAAGAGAGAGAGAGAAAGAGGAGAGAAUGUUUGCAUGUGCGUAUGUGUGUGCGUAUGUGUGUGCGCGCGCGCGGUGUGUGCACGAGAGUGCGUACGACGUGCGUAUGGACGCACGUGCGCUCCAUUUGUGUGCGUGCUCGCGUGUGUGAACGUGUGAGACUCGCCGCGUGCGCUAUAGCGACGCAUUCGCUGGCGCCGUUAAUUAAUACAGGGUGAUCGGAGAGUCCCGUGGAGCGAGACGCGUUCGCCGCGGCAGACGCACGAUCGAUAUAUUGUCGAUGUCGGUCGACACGAGCUGUCCCGACGUUUUACGUUUGCAAUUCGUCGAUCGUAGUUUAUAUGAUUCAAGGACACGAGAAUUUUUAUAAGGGCUUGAGAAACUCCAAGGAUAUCGAAGCAUUCGCGGUCUGGAAUCACAUCGCGCGGGAAGUGAUAGAAUAAAGCAUCGACAUCUUCAAUUCAGUUCCAUUUGAAGCAGAAGAUGUAUGUGAAAUUGAGUAAUUCGGGGAUUCGCGAACUCUCUCGAGUGGAUACUCGAGUAGACCCGUCGUUGAGAAUUGACGAGGCUUUGCGAGACGCGAGGAUAAGUAACAAUUUAUCGAUUUAAAAGCCCUACGAGCUUCGAUAUGAAUACGCAGCUUCGAGUAUCUAAUAAGCCAAGCUUUAGUUUUAAGAUGUCGUCGGUAAUUGGUAAGUUAGGGAUACUGAGCUAAUAACGAGUAUGUAUAGAUCUAAGGAUCUAUGAAUCCAAAAGUUCAAAUACGCGAUAUAUUGUACAUGACUAUAUAUAUAUAAAUACAUAUAUAUAUAUAUAUAUAUAUAUGUGUGUAUAUAUAUAUAUGUAUAUAUAUAUAUAUAUACACGAGAUACAUAAUCGCUCGGAAUUAAGUAAUUCUACAUUGAUCGCUGUGGAUCGUAUAAAGCUGACGUUUAACAUUAAUCGAUAUCGAUAUAGGAAGGGAGAGAGAGAGAAAGAAAGAAAGAGAAAAAGAGAGUCGAAUAUACACGCGGACGGGAGAUAUAUUUGCUAUGUGUGAAACUGGUGCCGCAUCCUACCGAAUGCGAGCUUUCUCUCGACGAUGCACGGAGCCGGUUGCGUGGCUUCCCGAUCACCCGGUACACAUCGCGCAAAGGGGAGAAAAUAUUGUUAUAUAAUAUCGCUUUUGGUUCUGUGAUUUUGGAGGUACAUAUUUGUUAGCCUGUAAAAACGUUAAAGAGAUAAGAUAAUUAAUCUUUUAAAAGGAAGAAGACCUUUUCCUCCGCCCCUCCUUCACGCACAGGACCGCAAUGUAACCGGGAAAGAAAAACAUGUCUAUAUGUAUACAUAUACUUGUGCCAAAAACAAAAAAAAAGGAGAGAAAGAACACAUCUCUUGACGAAAUCUCCCGAGAUAAUGCAACGAAGCAGACUUGGCACCGAAUCGAGACUCUCGCCAUGUGGAAAGCGGUGGAAUGUCCCUCCCUCUCUCCGUAAAAUUUCCCCCCUUUCACACGCCCGCUACCCUCCGACCCCUUAGAGAAAGUUCAGGAUAAUCGGAGGACGAAGAGAUCGUAUCUCGGAAACGGUGGUUAGCGAUAACGUAUGAUGAUAAUGAUGGUGAUGGUGAUGAUAAUGAUGAUGAUGAUAAUGAUGAUGAGUAAGAGGAGAAUGAUGAUAACGAUGAUGAUGAUAAUGAUGAUGACAACGACGACGACGACGAUGAGAAAGAAGUGAGGGAGGAGGACGGUAGGGAAAGACGCAAAUUCGGAUUUGCGAGUGAGUACACAUACGUAGGAUUUGAGCGUUGUCGCGGAGGAAAACGACGGCGGCGGCGAAACCGAAACGAAGGCGACGAGGUCGAGGAGUAAUCAUGCGAGAAUUUGCGAAUGUCGGAUUGAGAGAAUCCCAUUGUUUUUCUUUUUAUUUUUUCAAAGAGAACCAUCUGGUAACUGUAGGAAACCAGUAGUUUUAGUUUUAUCCAUCGCGAAUUAUUUUUUAUUUCUUAUGUAAUCUCUCUCUUUCUCUCUCUCUCCCCCUCUCUCCCCUAGAGAGAAGAGUUACCGGAGGUCUCUUAGACGCGUUUACGUUAUACAUUGUAUAUCAAUUUUCACAAAAAGAAGAUGAGUACAUUUACGUUGCAACGUCUCAGCAAUUUGUAUUUUUCGCGUAGGCGCUUGUGCCAUUUAUUACGAUCACUCCUCGACUCAUCGAGUCCACGUCGGAUCCAACGGUUCGCUAAUUUAAGACGAACUUGUUGACUCGAUUGUCGAACGCCAGGACUCACGGGACCCGCUCCCGCGAGUCAUCACGCUUCGUACUCUCUCGUCGCGGUUUCCGCCUUCGUGAUCCUUCGCGGUUCGAGCGAUCUAAAAGACCCAAAGCUUUCGAGCUUUCCUUAGACUAAUCUUCAGUUUGUCCGACGGGGAGUCUCUGGAGCACCGAGGGCGAUGAGAUCACCUCGGCGCUGCAGAGGUUCCCCCUGCGAUAGCCAAUUCUAUGUAUGAGGACUUGUGCCGUGCGACAAAUGAAAUAUUAGCCCGAGACAAGUCUCUUAGCAUUUGUGCGUAGUUUCCAGAGAUAAUUCCAUUCCCUCCGUCUCUUCGAUCCUUUCGCGCGAUUCCACCUCUUCAUUAUCCUGAAAAGAAAAAAAAAGGAAAGAAAUUGCGACGAUCGUGCUGAGGAUGAUCCUCCCCGACUCGAUCAUUGCGAUUUUCGUUCACCGAUUCUCCGCCUAUCCCGGGACAAAUCGGGAUUCUCCGAGAGGCGGUUUCAGUUUCUCGUUUGUCGACAUACCUCGGACAACUCCCUUGUCCUGGGGGAGAGCAUUUUUUUUUAUAAUUUUAUCGUUCCCUUGCUCUCUCCGAUCCUUCACACCGCGAUUCCGUGCUCUUCCGUCUCGUUCGCUGCGAUUACGCGCCGCGAAACAACACAACACACCGAAACACAUUUCCGUCACGGUUAUCGUGGACGAUCGGCCAACGAAGCGUCGUCCAACUUCGAUCCACUUCCGGUUCCUCCUCGCGAAACUCGUCGACGCGUCGUCCCACCCUCUGUUCUAAGCGAAACCGCCCAUACUUCGAUCUUUCGCCGCGCGAAUCGGAUCUUACUUUCUUACUUAUCGAUCCUCUCCAACUAAUGAAGCGUGUUUAAGAACCCUAGAAUUACAUUUUAAUUCGGCAAGGAAGACGUAUGAGAGGAAACGUAUGUACGGGUGAUUCAAAAGAAAAAGAAAGAAAAAAAAAAGUAUACCAACCAAUUUGGGUCGGAGCUAGUGCUGCGAGAAUCGGGACGAUUAAUUGAGCACGCAUUUAAGUGCCUCGAGUGUGUUGUAUAUUAUGAUUACCGAUUUAUCAAUAUUAAUAUUAUUAAUAACUAUUAAUUGCUCUAUUAUAUGAUUAUCGUCAUUAUUUUAUUAUUAUUAUAAGCAGAGAUGCUUGGCUUUAGGUGUUAAUAACGACGCGAAUAUAUGUACCUACACACACAUACACAUACAUAUAUACAUACACAGAUACAUAUAGCGAAAAAAGAAAGACGAAAAAAAAACGAAGGUGCGUGUGUGUGGGUGUGUGUAUGUGCGCGUUGUGUGUGUGUGUGUGCGUGUGUAUCUGAGCGCAUAUAUAUUUGUUAAUGAUUAUACGUGUGCGCGCGCGAGCUCGAGAGAAAGAGAGAGAGAGAGAGAGAAAGAGAGAAAAUUGAUAAAAUAUAAUGCAAAAAGGGGAAAGAAACAAAAGAAAGACGAAAACGACCUCCUGUAAACAGGGUGCAACAGGAUAAUGUUGUGUCAACGUGUAUACUACUAUACUUUGAACUUAUUGAUGCUGCCUUUUCAUUAGUCUAUUGUACACACACAUACACGCAUACAUAUACACGUACACACAACAGACAAAACAGGGCGUUUCAAAAUAGGAUUGUCAGUUGUUUUUGUUAAUAUUGAGUUGAAUAAAUCAAAUAAACGAUAUAUCGGAUA